AUGAUGCCUCCUACAAUCGAAGAUUGCUCGACUCCCACCCACCUACACUUACAUCCUUCAGCCCAUAAUCACGCUACGGAAGCGGCAGAGCCUUCCCAAGCAAUUGUUGCACCAAAGUUUCUGGAGAACCAAGAGAGAAGCGGCAUGAAUGCAAGCGACGGUGACCCUUUCGCAACAAGAACCGAUGAGUGCCAUUUGGUUUGGUGGGACAACGACCAGGAUCCGGAGAACCCGCACAACUGGCCUAGAUGGAAGAAACUAGUCAACUGCGGAUUGAUCAGCUUGCUCACUCUCAUCGAGCCGCUAGCAUCUUCAAUUUUUGCACCAGGCAUUCCAAAGCUCAUGCAGGAUUUCAACAGCACCAACAGAGAAUUGUCUGCCUUUGUUGUGUCCGUCUACGUGCUUGGCUUCGCCUUUGGCCCGAUGGUUCUGGCGCCUCUAUCAGAGAUGUGGGGACGCGUUGCCAUCUACCACAUCACCAACUUCAUCUUCCUGGCAUUCACCGUAGCCUGCGCUGUGGCACCAUCUCUUAGCUCCCUAGUCGUCUUCCGUUUCUUGGCCGGCACUUUCGGCGCCGCUCCCAUGACCAACGGGGGAGGCAGCAUCGCCGACAUGUUCCGUGCCGAAGAACGGGCAGGCGUCAUGGCUGUAUUUUCCGUAGGGCCACUAAUAGGGCCAAUUAUUGGACCCAUUAUCGGAGGUUUCCUUACUGAUGCCAAAGGUUGGCGCUGGGAUUUCUGGCUCGUUGUCAUUUUGGCUGGCGCCAUCUGCGUCGCAAUGCUGUUUACCCUCAGGGAGACCUAUUCUCCGGUGAUUCUUGAGCGAAAAGCAAGGAGGUUGCGACAAGAGACCGGGGACGGGCGCUUUCGCUCAAGACUCGACACCGGUAUCACGACUAAUGGGCUUUUUAGGAAAUGCGUUGUAAGGCCGAUCAAGCUGCUGGUCUUUUCGCCAAUCUGCACGAUCUUGGCUUUUUAUCUGGGCAUCGUGUACGGUUACAUUUACAUUCUCUUCACAUCCGUUCCCUACGUGUUUGAAGACUUCUAUGGGUUCUCAACCGAAAUGGUCGGCUUGGUCUAUCUAGGGCUUGGAGUCGGAGCCUUUGCUGGAAUGACCUGGUUCGCUAUAGACAGCAGUCGGGUAUCCAAAGACCAGCCGAUAAUCAAGCCAGAAACUCGGUUGAGACUGCUACCAGUCGCUGCUGUUGUGUUUCCAAUUGGACUUUUCGUUUACGGAUGGACUGCAGAGCACAGGGUCCAAUUCAUGGCGCCUAUCAUCGGCUUGGCCCUUAUUGGUGUUGGUAAUUUCAUGGCAAUCUGCACCUAUCUGGUCGACGCAUACGAGCUAUAUGCCGCCUCGGCGCUUGCGGCAAACAUCAUUAUCAGGUCUCUCGCAGGUGCUUUUCUUCCCCUCUGUGGAAUGAAAAUGUAUAAUGCGCUGGGCCUGGGCUGGGGAAACGCAAUGCUUGGUUUCAUUGCUGCCGCUUUGAUUCCUGUACCCUUUCUACUCUCGCGGUACGGGGAGAGACUGAGGACAAAGUUUGACGUCAGCCGCCUCUGA
Molecule: messenger RNA, 1560 nt
Organism: Colletotrichum scovillei
Lineage: Eukaryota; Fungi; Ascomycota; Sordariomycetes; Glomerellales; Glomerellaceae
Exons: 2
Coding region: 1-1560 (519 amino acids)
Biological process (GO): transmembrane transport
Molecular function (GO): transmembrane transporter activity
Source: RefSeq, a predicted model, not a curated record